CUGACGUAUGUAAGAAAGAUGGCGGCGCGCGGAGGAAAGCGUGCAGCGGAGAGAUCGGCGCAGAUCAAGGCUAAAAGAGCGAAAUUAAACGGCAACAAAUCAGCACAAACCGAGAGAAAGACGAAGAGCGUGUCCUUUACACUAGAUAAAGAAGAAGCGAGUCCGAACUCUCGCGAGAACAUCAUCAGCGUCCCGCCGCCCGUCAGCGCGGGAAAAUGGACAAACAAAGAGCGAGUGUUGGUGUUUUCCUCUCGAGGGAUCAGCUUCAGGACGAGACACCUGAUGCAGGACCUGAAGACCAUGAUGCCGCACAGCAAAGCCGACACCAAAAUGGACAGAAAAGACAAACUGUUUGUGGUUAACGAGGUGUGUGAAAUCAAAAACUGCAACAAGUGCAUCUUCUUUGAAGCCAAGAAAAAGCAGGAUCUUUACAUGUGGAUCUCCAACGUUCCUAACGGACCCUCGGCCAAGUUUCUGGUUCAAAACGUUCACACUCUGGCUGAGCUGAAGAUGACCGGAAACUGUCUAAAAGGGUCCAGGCCUCUGCUGUCCUUCGACCCGAAGUUCGACACGGAGCCGCAUUACGCCCUGCUGAAAGAGCUCUUUACUCAGGUUUAAUUCAACAUUAGUGUG
Messenger RNA from Pimephales promelas (fathead minnow), 633 nucleotides. It is a transcript of the gene brix1, whose product is annotated as biogenesis of ribosomes BRX1. The record is from RefSeq and is a predicted model, not a curated record. Gene Ontology annotation, molecular function: rRNA binding. NCBI's taxonomy places the organism in Eukaryota, Metazoa, Chordata, Actinopteri, Cypriniformes, Leuciscidae. Gene Ontology annotation, biological process: rRNA processing; ribosomal large subunit assembly. Gene Ontology annotation, cellular component: nucleolus.